AUGGUUCAUCUUCCGGAAGACGCUCCUUCACCGAGGCUUUGCUUAGUGGAGAAGUCAUCGCCAGAUCAGGAAUAUGGCUACAAUCUGCAUGCUGAAAAAGGACGGGGUCAAUUUGUCGGGAUGGUUGACAAGGGCUCUCCAGCAGACUUGGGUGGACUCCGUAUGGGCGAUCGCAUAUACGCCGUGAAUGGACACAGCAUCAUUGGCGAAAGUCAUAAGAAGGUCGUCGAAAGGAUUAAGGAGAACGCAGUUCGCUGUGAAAUGCUGGUAAUCUCGGAAGAAGGAGCUCAGUGGUAUCAAGAACAUGGAAUUGAGAUCAAUAUGCAACUACCAAAUAUUCAGAGAGUCGGAGCACAGAGUCGUCGAGGAACACAAGCAAACGGCAGUCCGCCACCUGCCGCUGGUUGGUAUGCACCGACGAACAAGGCUGCUGAUCCAGUGUUUGUCGCCCCACCACCUCCACACGAGGAUCACGCCAUGAACAAACCGAGAGCUCGACUUUGCAAACUUGAGAAAUCUUCACAGUCAGAGGAAUUCGGCUUCAACCUUCACGCAGAGAAAGGCCGUGGCCAUUUUAUUGGUACAGUUGACCAAGGUGGAAUAGGAGACCGUGCAGGUCUUCGUAUGGGCCAGCGUAUUGUUGGAGUAAACGGUGUUCUUGUGUAUCCGAACACGCCUCAUAAGGAAGUUGUUGCCCAAAUCAAGCGUUCACCUCUGCGCACCACACUACUAGUUGCUUCAGAAGAAGUGGAUAGAUGGUAUAAAGAACACAAUGCCGAAUAUUCAUUCGACUAUGUUGAGGAGGAAACGUCGAGUGUUAACCAAAUCAGCCCACACAGUAUACACAUAAGCGACGAAGAAGAGCUCCCACAACUACGAUACAAAGCACCACUUCAGUCUCCUGAGGACGCCCACGAUAUUGGAGUAGAAGAAGUGCACGAAGUAGAAGAGCAUCAUCACGAAAGCGAAUCUCAUGUGUCAAUUGCGAAAGAGGAGCCUCUGGAGCCGGAAGCGACCCACGAAGCGACAACAGAAAGCCCAGACAAUCUCAUGGAUCAAGUGUUCUCAGUGCUACCUCAGAUCACAACAGAAGGCGUGAUCGCCGAACCACCGGAGCCGGAAACUUUGCAAAAAGCUGAAGAAAUGCCGGAAGUGACGGACCGUAAAGAAUCGCACGCCAUCUCAACGCAUUCGUCUCGGGAAAGCGCCGUCGAUGUGGCUGUUUCUGCACCGCAUUAUGUACCAACAUAUCAUCCUCCACCUAUGGAGCCCUCACCACCUGCCCCACCACAAGUUUCUCCUCCGAGCAGUUUGAAUGGUUAUCCUACUUCAACAGACAGUGUGUCGCCAAUAGUGGACAAGUUCGACAUUUUUGGUUUGUCAGCUCAAGAGGCCCGUGAAAGAUUGCGUCAGAAUAAGAAGAACAUCCAUCGUGGAUUUGAUAUGUCAUUGGAAGAGAAGUACAGAUUGGUCAGCAACAUGUAA
This is a messenger RNA of Necator americanus (New World hookworm), 1485 nucleotides long. RefSeq lists its product as uncharacterized. Bases 1 to 1485 code for a protein of 494 amino acids. The record is from RefSeq and is a predicted model, not a curated record. Lineage: Eukaryota; Metazoa; Nematoda; Chromadorea; Rhabditida; Ancylostomatidae. The transcript has 12 exons. Gene Ontology annotation, cellular component: apical plasma membrane. Gene Ontology annotation, molecular function: protein binding; protein-membrane adaptor activity. Gene Ontology annotation, biological process: protein localization to plasma membrane.